Penicillium longicatenatum is the source of this 1410-nucleotide messenger RNA. Its product is annotated as glycoside hydrolase family protein. The transcript has a single exon. The record is from RefSeq and is a predicted model, not a curated record. Gene Ontology annotation, biological process: fungal-type cell wall polysaccharide metabolic process. The coding region runs from base 1 to 1410 and encodes 469 amino acids. Gene Ontology annotation, cellular component: fungal-type cell wall. NCBI's taxonomy places the organism in Eukaryota, Fungi, Ascomycota, Eurotiomycetes, Eurotiales, Aspergillaceae.
AUGGCUUCGCUUUCUAAGUUUUUGACUGCCGGCCUCUUGGUUGCUGGCGCCGCUGCCCAUCCCCACGGCCACCAACAUGUGCACAAAUCCGCCUUGCACAAGCGAUCCGGCGAUUCGACUAAGCGCGGCGCUGCUUACAACGAUGCAACUCUCGUCUCCGCUUUGACUUCCAGCUCUAGCGUUAUCUCCUGGGCUUACAACUGGGGAAGCACCAUCAAUGGUGAUAUUCCCUCCGGUGUCGAGUAUGUGCCCAUGCUGUGGGGUUCGAGUUCCACCUAUACGGAUGCCUGGGCUGCGGCGGUUAAGACCGCCCUUGCCGAUGGCAGCACCCAUUUGAUGGGUUUCAACGAGCCCGACUCGUCCUCCCAAGCCAAUAUCGGCUACGCCGAUGCCGCUACAUAUUAUAAGGAGUACCUGACCAUCUACUCCAGCGAAGCUACAUUGGUUAGUCCCGCUGUGACUUCGUCUACCACCACUGGCCAAGGUUUGUCUUGGAUGUCCUCUUUCUUGAGCGAGUGCACAAGCUGCGAGAUUUCCGCGCUUGCUGUUCAUUGGUAUGGCAGCGAGCUGUCCGACCUCAAGACUUUCGUCAAUGAGGCUAUCACACUGGCCGAGGAAUACUCCAUCUCCGAGGUCUGGCUCACUGAGUUUGGCUUGGACACUGACGAAUCCGGUAUCACCGACCUUGCCACCGCUGCUACUUUCGUCAAGGAGGCUAGCGAGUGGCUCGAGACCAAGUCCGCCAUUGCCCGCUACUCGUUCUUCUUCUGCGCCAAUGACUACAUGCUUACCGACAGCGUCGCCAACUCUGUUGGUAAUGCCUACAUUUCUGUCUCUGGUUCUUCGUCAAGCUCUUCCUCUUCCUCUUCUUCAUCCGAGUCUUCCUCGUCCUCCACCGAGUCUACUUCCACGUCGACAACUACGUUUGCUGUUGCCGCAUCUACCUCAACCUCCGUCUCUGUUUCGACUGAGACCAUUUCGUCGUCCGAGACUGAGGUGUCUUCAUCUGUCUCCGUCUCCAUCGAUGUUGGUGCUGAGGCAGUGGCUGAAUCCGAGUCCUCCAGCUCGAGCUCUUCCGAGGUCGUUGAGGUCGCCGCGUCUACAUCGACCCCCGUCCCGACUACUUCUGCAACUCCGACUCCCACCUCUUUCUUGACCUCUACCACCACCCUCACUGCCUUCACCACAGUUGAGACCCCUUCGUCCUCUGCCACUCCCACUCCUGUGACCUCGUCUACACCCACCCCAUCUCCCAUCACAUCGUCCACGCCCAAGUUCACCCCUUCUUCCUCUGCCGUUGUUGUCACCGUCACCCCCACCGUCACCGUCACUGAGUGGGAAACUGUGAUCCCGACUCCAGCUGACUUUGGGGCCUGUGGCGCUCCUAAGCCAUUCCACACCUCGCACUAG